CGGCUUUAAGCUGAUGAAGGCUGUGAAAUUUAUCGCUGGCUCCUCCUCCCGCGAUGAUGUCAAUCGGAGGUGGAGAGGUGGGCAGUACUAAGGAACUGAGUUCAUACAAUACAACAGAGAUUGCUAGAGCUCUGCGUACAACUACGGCAAAACGCCUAUUCCAGUGUGUGGAAGUGAUGCUGCACAUAUAAGCGCACUGUCCACCUGCUUCGUUGCACUGUCAGCCCAUGAGCAUUUCUCAGAAUAGACGAGUUGCUCUCUAUCACUCUGCCAAACCACGGGAUGACAUUAAAAUGACGUGUCCGGGGAUGUUUUAAAUGAUUUACAAGUUCUGUAGCUGUUAAUUAAAGGCACAGAAAGAAAGAAAACAACUUAACCAAACAGUUCACGUACAUGCGAGGAGCAUUCUCGCGCUUUCCCGUGCUGACUGUAUGAAUGCACUGAAAUAAGAAGUACAAACCCAUUUGGAGCAGCACCAUCUCUCCGCGCGCGUGGGAUUCAAGCAGUAUCCAGGCGCGAGACAUCUGAGGAAUUACAUCGUCUCUUCUAAAAGUCAUUCACAAAUGUUUUUCACUGUUCGUGCUCGGACCUUGGACUUUUUCAUGGACAUGGAUCGUUUUCUCUAGUUGGAUACCGACUGGUCACUAUACGUGAAGCUGUUUGAUUCUGGGAUUUUCUUCAGUCUGCUUCACGGCACUUCAUCUCCUCCAGCAGUGAUGCCGCUACGUGACGGGAAUUGAGAGUUUCCAUAUUCACUGAGAAAUCCGAGCAGAUCUUUGAAGAAAGUGCAGCACCUACUUUGAGUAUGGACUUAGCAAGUGAGGCCCAUGUUCUGGUGGUUUUAUUCACCUGCUUGUUCUUGAUGUGCCGGGCUCAAGAAAAGGACUACACCGUAAAAGAGGAGCAGCCGGAGAAUGUGCGCAUCGGAAACCUGCGCAAAGACCUAAACUUGAACCUGGAUCCAGACAUUAAACUGUCUUCUGCGCUGCAGUUUAAACCUGUCUACAAGACAGGUGAUGUGCCUUUAGUCAAGGUAGAAGCCAGCACAGGAGAAAUUCUUACCACAGCCAACCGAAUCGACCGCGAGAAACUCUGUUCUGGAGUCUUCAACGAGAAGCGCUGCUAUUAUGAGAUUGAGGUUGCUGUACUACCUGAUGAGAUUUUCCGACUGGUCAAGAUCCGCUUCCUCAUCGAAGACAUCAACGACAAUGCCCCACUCUUUCAGUCGACAGUUAUCAACAUCUCCAUUCCAGAAAACACAGCCAUCAACAGCCGCUACCCAGUCCCUUCCGCAUUUGACCCUGAUAUAGGAAUCAAUGGGAUUCAGCACUAUGAGCUUGUCAAGAGUGUGAGUGAAUUUGGCUUGGACAUCAUUGAGACACCUGAGGGAGACAAAUGGCCCCAACUCAUAGUCCAGCAGAGCCUUGAUCGAGAGACAAAGGACACCUUUGUGAUGAAAAUUAAAGUAGAAGAUGGUGGCAACCCUCCAAAGUCCAGCACAGCCAUUCUUCAAGUGACCGUCUCAGAUGUGAAUGACAAUCGGCCGGUGUUCAAGGACAGCGAGGUGGAAGUAAACGUUCCAGAGAAUGCCCCAAUGGGAACGUCUGUCACUCACCUCCAUGCUACUGAUGCUGAUCUGGGAUCCAAUGCUCAAAUUCACUUCUCUUUCAGCAACCAAAUAUCCCCUUCCACCAAACGACAUUUUGCUAUUGACAGCACAACUGGACUGAUUACCGUCAAGCAGCCACUGGACAGGGAAGUCAACCCAGUGCACAAGCUUAUAGUUCUAGCCAGUGAUGGAAGCUCUACACCUUCAAGGGCUACAGUGAUAGUCAACGUGACAGACAUUAAUGACAACGUUCCCUCUAUAGAUACCCGUUAUAUAAUGAAUCUUGUAAAUGGCACUGUGCUGUUGUCUGAAAAUGCCCCACUCAACACAAAAAUAGCCCUAAUUACUGUGACAGACAGAGAUUCAGAUCUGAACGGUAAAGUGACAUGUUACACUGAUCAUGAUGUACCUUUUAGAUUGAAGCCGGUCUUCAAUGAUCAGUUUUUACUUGAAACUGCUGCACCCUUAGAUUAUGAGACCACUCGAGAGUAUGCGAUUCGGAUAGUUGCAUCUGACUCUGGGAAACCUCCUUUAAACACUUCUGCAAUGGUGCUGAUUAAAAUCAAGGAUGAAAAUGACAAUGUUCCUGUUUUCCCCCAGCCUGAAAUCCAGCUGUCCAUCCCGGAAAACAAUGACCCUGGCACACAGUUGAUAAAAAUCAGUGCAACAGAUGCUGAUAGUGGUUCUAAUGCUCUUAUUAUUUAUAGUCUUGGCCCAGAUGCUCCUGAUGGGUUUAACAUAGAUUCUCGAUCUGGAAUUCUUUCUGUUGUCAAAAGGCUAGAUAGAGAGAAGCAGGAGAAGUAUUCAUUCACAGUCAUUGCAAGGGAUAACGGUACAACUCCUCUUCAAAGCAACGUCACUGUAAAGCUGAUAGUCCAAGACCAAAAUGAUAACAGUCCUGCCUUUACCCAUCCCGAGUACAACUUUUAUGUGCCUGAGAACCUUCCUUUGUAUGGGACAGUGGGUUUGAUCACUGUCACAGAUGCGGAUGCUGGCGACAAUGCAGUCGUCACCCUCUCGAUCAUUAACGGGAAGGACAAUUUCAUCAUUGACCCCAAAACUGGGGUGAUCAAGCCAAACAUUACCUUCGACAGGGAGCAACAAAGCUCCUACACAUUUGUUGUCAAGGCUGUGGAUGCAGGUCUAAUGCAAACCACCUCAUAUGCAAAGGUCACUAUAAAUGUUGUUGACGUGAACGACAAUCGACCAGUGUUUGUCAUCCCCUCCUCAAACUACUCCUAUGAUCUAGUACCUUCAAACACCAGCCCUGGAUCUGUGGUGACCAGAGUGUUUGCUAUAGAUAAUGAUACUGGGAUGAAUGCUGAGCUCCAGUAUAGUAUUAUUGGAGGGUCGCUGAGAGGACUGUUUACCAUUGACAAAACGACAGGCAACAUUACUUUGCAGGAAAAGAUUGUAGCAGCAGACCAAGGUCUACAUAGGCUGGUGGUGAAGGUCAAGGACUUGGGGCAGCCAGAGUCCUUACAUGCAAUUGCCCUUGUCCAUUUGUUUGUGAAUGAUACAGUCUCUAAUGCCACGUUCAUUCAGGAGCAACUACGCAAAAGUUUAGAGACUCCUUUAGAGCGGAACAUUGGGGACAAUGAUGUGACACCCCAGACUAAUGGCUAUGUAAUUGUCGUUAUUGCCAUAAUUGCUGGGACUAUGACUGUUAUCCUGGUAAUUUUUGUAACUGCUUUGGUACGCUGUCGACAGACACCGAGACACAAAGUUGUUCAGAAGAGCAAGCAAAGUGGCGAGUGGGUUUCACCCAACCAGGACGGUCGGCAGAUUAAAAAGAAAAAGAAGAAGAAGAAGAGGUCUCCAAAAAGUUUACUGUUGAAUUUUGUUACCAUUGAGGAAACCAAGUCUGAUGACCCUACUCAUGAACACGUGAAUGGCACCUUAGACCUACCUGUUGAACUUGAGGAGCAGACAAUGGGAAAGUACAACUGGGCUACCACACCAACUACCUUCAAACCCGACAGUCCUGACUUAGCCAAGCACUACAAAUCCGCUUCCCCUCAGCCAACAUUCCAGAUCAAACCAGAGACCCCUGUGGCUCCCAAGAAGCAUCAUGUCAUUCAGGAACUCCCACUGGACAACACAUUCGUGGUGGGCUGUGACUCGCUUUCCAAAUGUUCCUCCAGCAGCUCCGACCCCUACAGCGUUUCAGAGUGCAGCUGUCAAGGGGGCUUCAAGGCACCUGGACAAAUCCACACCAGACAGGAGACGGCACUGAAACCACCACUCUAUGGCACACUCUGUGGCACAGGUACAGCUCGCUCCCACAGGAUAAAAAUCAAUCUCUAGCUGCCAUUUCCUAAAGAGAGGGAGGGAGGGAGAGGAAGGCGCUCACUGAAGAGGUGAAAACGCGAACUGUACAGAUUCUCCAGCCUCAAACGAGUCCUAGACUAAUUUAACCGCCCGAAAACUCUGCUUGUGACUUGUAGGAGGUUUGAAAUGCUUUCUUUUUGAACUCUUUUGUCCUCAUUCACCGGUCGCACCGAAUAGGGCACAAGAGACACCUCCACUAUGCUUAUCCAAAUGGAACAUGAAUACAGCAAAGACCUCUGUAUAGGAUGUUUAUAUAUAGAUAUGUAUUUAUGUAUAGCAGCAGCAGCACAGUCCUUGUCGUCUGUGUGUCUAUUUAUUGAUUUUGUUCACUGAUUGACACAAAGUUCCUCGAAGCUUUGAUGUGCCUGGUGGUUGUUUCUGUUCUUUUCCUUCAGUCAUUUCUCUUCUUUCUUUUCCUUGUUCAAUCUUUCGCUCACCUGCUCUGACUGUUUCAUUUUCUCAUUCCGGGCCGGUUUCCGGCGGCAAACUCCAAGUCACUGAUUGCGACGGCUGUCCUCCUGUCCCAUCGCUUGUUAACACUGAAAUGCAUGGCCCUCCGUAGGAGGUACCAACACAGUUUGAUUGCGUCCACAUUUGGGACGUUGACGAUUCUAAUAGAGCCCUAAUGCUUUGCACAGCUGCAAUCAUAUGGGACAUCGUUCCCGCUUCCUAAUCAAAGAAUCCCCUUGUACGCGGUAGAAAAGGGACACCGGGUCUGACCUUUGUAUGUUGUCUGUUGUAGUCUGCUUUUACCAGAGCCAAUAUAACCUGUGAGAUGUAUUUAUAUGAUUUCGAAUAGAAAGCCUCCGGCAAUCUGUCAUACGAGAUGGUAGGUUUUAGUUACAUCACCUAGGUGUUUGUAUAUUCUGAAACUGACAUGCUAUGUAUUCAUACAGCCGAGAUGAGAAAAAAAAAUACAUAUAUUAAGUAGAAAAUACAAUAUUGAGCACGACUAUUCCGAUUUUGUGUCAACAGCAAUAAAUUUACAAUCGAACAAGAACUCACCCUACCUGAGCACUUUAAAGUCGUGAUAAUGAGCAUCCCACAGCUGAAGCUGUAGUCUUUUGUGAAACUUACCAGUUGGAUAUUUUCGUCCUGAAUGACUAUUACAUCACUAAUAAAUUGCUUCGAUGGAUAGCACUUUUGUUCAAGCCGCAAUUUACUCCUUUUUAGCAAAUGGAUGAUUUGUAGAAUUGUCUUUGGGCCCAAAUGUUUGACCUCUUAUUCCUGCGGAGGUAUCAGAUGUCUUAAUGGUGUCAAGUGUAACGCUCUGGAGUAGGAAACACAGAAUGACUCACACAUAAAACUGUAGCACUGUGCAAGAAACUAUUAGAUUUGCCUAGAUAUUUGCGAUAGACAAAGAACAAGAUGGCAGAAGGGAAAAAACAACCUUUUUUAAUGUAAGGGAGAUGGUCACAUCACUUUCAUUCUAUAUGAAGCACCUUACAUUAUCUUUGUAUUCUACUUUGAUUUGCCAACCUGUGAAGUAAACUGUAUAUAACUGUUUUAUGUAUGUUUGAGCUUUGGAAGUUUAUUAAAGUCUUUUGCAUUGUA
Molecule: messenger RNA, 5494 nt
Organism: Danio rerio (zebrafish)
Lineage: Eukaryota; Metazoa; Chordata; Actinopteri; Cypriniformes; Danionidae
Source: RefSeq, a predicted model, not a curated record